Drosophila rhopaloa is the source of this 519-nucleotide messenger RNA. RefSeq names its product translation machinery-associated protein 7 homolog. The record is from RefSeq and is a predicted model, not a curated record. NCBI's taxonomy places the organism in Eukaryota, Metazoa, Arthropoda, Insecta, Diptera, Drosophilidae. The transcript has 2 exons. Bases 150 to 344 code for a protein of 64 amino acids.
UUCAAGAAUCAAUUGUUAAGGCGCGCAGCUUAUCGAUUGUUCUUGGACUAACUUUCCAAGACACUCUGACUAUCGAAACCGGGCAAGUAUCGAUAGCAAUCGCGCAGCGGAAAUCGGAAAAACGUGUGAAAAAGCAAUAGCAAGCAAACAUGUCUGGACGCGAGGGCGGCAAGAAGAAGCCUUUGAAGGCGCCAAAGAAGGACUCCAAGGACAUGGACGAGGACGAUGUGGCUUUCAAGCAGAAGCAGAAGGAGCAGCAGAAGGCUUUGGAUGCGGCCAAGGCGAAUGCCUCCAAAAAGGGGCCUCUUGUCGGCGGCGGGAUUAAAAAGUCGGGCAAGAAGUGAUGAUAUAGCCGCAGCCGCGCCCACAAUCUACUCCCCAAUCCAGAACCCACGGGAUGCAGCAUUUUAGCCGAAUCACACCCAUGUGGACCAAAAUUGAUCGUCUAGCCAGUUGGAAUUCACUUCUUUUUAUACUUACGCUUACCAUUAAAUAGAGCAUUGUACGUCAGGAAUAAGA